GCUAACGAUUUGGUCUUCCUCUCUGAUCUACGAACUGGCCGCUCUUCCUCCUCUAUUCAAGUUCGCAUGCUCUGAUUUGACAUGCUUUUUCUGGAUUCUCAGAUAAAACUCAAUGAGAGAAGACAGAAGCUGGAGAAGAGAAGAGUGAGGUUCAAGUUGUGCUCCUUGGACAAGGACUUGGAGAUUUUUUAUCUGAAUCCUCACCAAUGUAAGGUCUCUGAACCACAAGUGUACAGGUUCUGCUGAGUACACAAGUCUAAGAUAUCUUGAGAGCUCAUCAGGUAUAAGUUCUGAGAACAAGAGAAGACAUUUCUUAUGUUUCUACAACAGAUUUAAUGUUUAACUUAUGCUCUAAAUUGUUCCAAGAAUCAAGUUUGGGUCUAGAAAAACGAGACAGAAACAUUCAAUACCUGAAACAAGAGCAGGAGCAGCCAAGUCAUGUCUCUGUUCUAGAGAGGAUACGUCUGGAAGAAGAAACAGUAGAAGAGAAGAUUAGAUUGCUAUCUUUUCAUGAUUCAUGAAUCUUCUAGAGAAGGACUCAGUUCACAGGUUUGUGAAGAAAGUUCUUGAAGCUUCAAGACUGAACUGGACUAAUAUCAUGGCAAGUUGCAACGAAGAAACAUCACUACUUAACGAAUUCUCACACGGCGAUCACAACAAGGGUAAGCUUCUUCUGGUUCUUGAUUACACGGACGAGAGUCUCCGAGAGAUUUACCGUCGAGACAUCAUCAAGUUUUGGCCUUUCUUGAGAGUUAUCAUCAAUCUACCAUCUUCUUCCUUUCGAGAAGACCUGAUUCACGAGACGCUGAGACGUUUCGACUGGGGUUUACUCUGCUGUGACACUCCAAGAACGUUGGAUCAGAUCAUUGAGACUGGUGUGGUAAAGCCAUCAUAUCUUUGGUCGGGUUUUGGUGGUGAAGCUGAAGGUGGAAGUAGCCAGGCGCAGAUAGCAUCAGAGAAGGUGAAGAAAGCACGCAAUGCAUAGGUGAAAGAGGAUUGGAGUUCAAGACGCAGUUUUUUUUAAUGCUUAAGUCGUUUAUGCUGGUUUUUUUUCCUUUUCUGGUGUUUGUUUUAUGAGCAAGUUUGACUUUCACUCUUUGCUACUU
Molecule: messenger RNA, 1106 nt
Organism: Brassica oleracea var. oleracea
Lineage: Eukaryota; Viridiplantae; Streptophyta; Magnoliopsida; Brassicales; Brassicaceae
Exons: 2
Coding region: 518-985 (155 amino acids)
Source: RefSeq, a predicted model, not a curated record